UUGACACACAGCACUGAGUGCAGCUUGCCUGCCUGGGUCGAACUGAGCUAAAGAAACGACAGGAGAAGCUGCGAACAUCUGGCCUAACAUCAUGAAAGGACGUCGGAACAUUUAGAAAAAUACGGUGACUUGGCAAAUAUCUGUUAUGAAGGAAGAAUGGAGUUCCCAGACCAUAGCCGUCAGUUGCUGCAGUGCCUGAGUCAGCAGCGUCACCAAGGUUUCCUCUGUGACUGCACUGUUCUCGUUGGGGAGGCGCGAUUCAAAGCACACAGAGCUGUGCUGGCCUCAUGCAGCAUGUACUUCCAUCUCUUCUACAGGGACCAGCCAGACAAAAGGGACGUUGUGCAUCUGAACAGUGACAUUGUGACAGCCCCGGCUUUCAGUCUGCUCCUUGAGUUUAUGUAUGAGGGGAAGCUGGAAUUCAACACUCUGCCAGUGGAGGAUGUCCUGGCUGCGGCCAGUUACCUUCACAUGUAUGAUAUAGUGAAAGUGUGCAAAAGCAAGCUGAAAGAUAAGGAACUAUCCACCCUGGAUGAGAAGGUUAGCGAGGGGAUAACACUGGAGAACUCCUCAGACAGCGAGCUGCACAGCAAGCAGCCAGGGCCAGGCCGGCGACAGACACGGACACAGCAGCCGCACCAGAGAGCCCCCCCGGGAGAAGAGUUUCACAUGGACAACAGCAAAGUCAGGCUGGCUGUCACAGAUUGUGAUAGGUCUGCACAGAGCAGGCAGAAGGCAAAUGGUCACCCUGGCAGGUCCCCGGACCUUGUAGGUGUCAAUUACGUGUCAGCAGAGGCCGAGCCCUGCGUCCAAACAGCUGGAAAAACAAAAGCUGAUGUCAGUAGUUCCACAGUAUUGCUGUCCCAGAGGUCCCGGGCUUCAGAUGACAUGGACUGUGCUCUGGAUUUGUCUUUCAAGCCACUGUCUAGCAGAGAUCCCUUACACCCCUCCUAUGUCUCAGGACAGCUGGCCCUCGACAGCCAGCAGCAGGGCACUGAGCCACUUGUUAAAGACGAACACGACUUGCUGUCAGAGCAGGAGGACAGUGAGCCGAUGAGCCCGGAGAGCCAGCGCUUUGGGAAUAGUGCCAGGAGCUCAGUGGUGACAGGGUUCACUGCCCUCUUCCCAGGCAACAACGGCUCCACGGCGGCCCUGCUCUCCCAGGAGGAAGACCUGAUGGAGGAGGGGGAGAGCUGUGGGGGAAGGGAGGGCACGAGAGACAGAGAGGGCGAGGAGAGGAGGGGGAGGCUGCUGGGGGACAGUGAGGAGGAGGAUGACCUGGCCUCCUCGGACAUCUCCACUUCCAGUGGGGUGCUCCUGCCCCCGGGGCAACAGGUGUGUGUGUGCCCACUCUGCAGCAAAGUGUUCCCCAGUCCCCAUGUGCUCCAAGUGCACCUCAGCUCGCACUUCCGCGAGAAGGACGGGGCGCGCUCCAAGCUCUCCCCUGACGGCUCUGUUCCCACCUGCUCACAGUGUGGCAAGACCUUCUCCUGCAUGUACACCCUGAAGCGGCAUGAGCGCACACACUCUGGCGAGAAGCCGUACACCUGUGGCCAGUGCGGCAAGAGCUUCCAGUACUCUCAUAACUUGAGCCGGCAUGCCGUGGUUCACACACGUGAGAAGCCUCAUGCCUGCAAGUGGUGUGAGCGGCGCUUCACCCAGUCUGGGGACCUGUACCGCCACAUCCGCAAGUUCCACUGUGGCCUUGUCAAGACCCUCGCCAUUGGAUAAACCCCUCUCACCAGUGCCAUGAAAUAAGACAGAGUAACGUUUUAUCACUCCCUGAGUACCACUGCGUAUACUUUUCUAGUUAUACAUAUUCACAAAUGAAUAAUGACAUAUCCUUUUGGAAUUCUACUCUGUGGCAUUUCUUAAGUUAAAUUGUAUCAACUUUAGAAUGCACAAAACUGGAUUUCACUGGAAAGAUGUUGGGCUUUGACAUUGGCCUAUAUGAUUUAGUUGCACAAAACUAACAUUCUUUUCAACUCAAGCUGGAUGUCCUGUAUGUUAAAGGUGGACAAAUCAGUUGCACUUGUCUAUUUCUGUAUUGGUACUGCUGAGCUGGAUGAAGAGUGUUCUGCUGAAACAUUUCUAUGUACAUACCUUAUGCGCAAGGAAAUUCUAGCACAAUAUCCUGAAUGGAUGAACAACGUCUGAGUAGUGCACAUGGGGAAGGAGAAACAAAAACCGUCCAAGAGUAGCAGUAUAUUUUCUUUUUUAAAUCCAACCUUAUUUAUUAGUCUAACAGGAACAAAUAUCAAAAGGCACUGAAAAAAUAUUUGAAGUUGGAAUACUGGAUUUUUUUUGAGGGGUAGCUAGUAUUUACAUUUUCUUUAUGGUAGGGAUGAAGCAGACCACAUAAAUAAUGUUACCUAGAAUAGAGGACUAAAAGAAAGAUGAGUGGCAAGGGUUUUUAAUAUCAUAGUAAAAUGGAGCUUGUCCUGAAGGAAUUACUUUUUUGCUGCACUGGCCUUUCAAUGUUCAUCACAUCCUGCUUAGAAUCAGGCUGCUGAAUGAACAUUAGAAGUGAAUUGUAUUAUCACCUUUACACUCUAGCAUGAUGCAUACAGUUUCACUAUGAAGUGAAAGAAUGCCCGUAUCACUGGUGCCUACUGAUAUUCUUGACACUCCUGCUGUUCUCAGGCAAGCAUGGGACCUCUUGCCAUCAAUACAACUAAUCCAUAGGCCUUCAAAAACGUGGUUAGCACUUUCCGUUUACAGUGCAUUAAUACCAGGAAAUAACUUGGUCACUCUGUGAUAGUAUGCCAGUUGACUAAUCAGUGUACUUAGAAAAAUGUAAUAAAUGUGCCAUAAAUCAAGCUUUUAUUGAUUACCAGUUGACUUCUAUUUAGUAAGUCCAAUUUCUGGGUUAAUUUUCUGUAUUUCGGCACUGUAAAAGAAAGGGUAACCACAUGUGAAUAUUCCAUUACUGUCCAUGUAAUAAUGCUGGAGGCAUGCCUCGAUAGACAGGGCAGAGAGUGGGUGAGGUGGUAAAUAUAUACUCUGUGUGCCUCAGUGCUUCUCUGAGGAGAUGGUGUACUGUGGAUAUCUUGUCGCCACGCUGUUCUUUCAUCAGAACUUCAUCAGUUUAUUUCGCCCCUUGCAUUUACUCUUAUACUGUCCUAUCUAUUUUUCUGUUAAUGUUGAAGUACUACUGAUACUGUUUGAGUGAAACCUUUGGUGAAACUUAGCUUGACAGAGUCCUUGGACAGAAUAUGUACUUUGAGCCUGUUAUGUGUUGGAAGGGUUUCAUUGUAGUUGGGUUCAUUUUGAUGCUAUACAUAUGGAUUCCUACAAGGUGAGUAGCACUAAAAGUCCAAGAAAUUAGUUUAAUCUGUCCUGAGAAGACUUGAUCAGAAUUAUUUAUUAGUUUAACUUGGUUCAGGGUUUACUUUAGGUGUGAUCUGUUAAGAUGAGCUAAUUUCUCUAAGCUUGAAAGACUGUUGAUGUCUUGCCUUGGUAUUGGGGAUGUUUUUAUUACUUUCUGCAAAUCCUGUUACUGUAAUGAAUUGGUCUGUUAAUGUAUCUUACACAGAAUUCUUAAAUUAAGUAUUCAAGAUUUGUCUCACCAACCGUAGCGAAGCACUUGUUUUGAGCAUGCAUAUAGUUUCAACACUGAUAUUGUCUAGGCUGCUAUUUCUUACUAUUUGUAUAUUUAAUGUAAAUAUAUAUUCUAUUUAUCAGUGUUGUUUCUCUUUAUUACAAGAACACAUGUAGAGUUGAGAAAGCAAGGUGUCUUACGAAGGCUUCAAUCUCUUAGGGAAGAGUUUAAUGUCUUCCCUCCCCCUUGAUUUGGGCUUCCUUUUCCUGUCACUCCAGUGAAUUUGGUUUCCUUUUUAUAUUUAAGGUCUCAUAGGCCAUCUCUUCACUACAUAUCAGAAAAGGGAAUAAUAUUGCUAUGACUGCUGUUUCAGCAGAGGAAGCAGUUAUUCACAAGCCCAAACACACUGAUUAUGGUAUAGAAUAUCUAUAGAAAUCCUACAAUACGAGCAUUGUUCUCUUGUCCCAGGUAGUUCUCAAGGGAUAAUUUUGCAUCUCUGCUUUCGCUGUGGGGAAAAAGUCAGCAUGAGUCUCUCUUUGCACUUUUCGUAUUGAAUGGAGCCAUUGGAAUGUGAGAAAUGCAUUUAGCAAUGGGAGAUCUGGGAGACAGUAAACAGGUGCAUUGUCUGGAGGCAUCAAAGAACAGCCCUCAAUUCCCAGCAUGCAUUAGAUAAGUGCUUCAUUGUUCUUUUAUGUGGAGAGGAUACCACAGCGACUCCAUAGCAUCUUAAUCAACACAAUCUCUCUUUAAUUGUUGAUGUUUCAAGAACCUGUUUGAUUUGAGGUAUUGCAACACUGAUUAAUCUGAUUUUUAUAAUAGGAAAAGUAGUAUGUAGGUAGUAUUUAUUAACAUCCAGUUAUACCUAUUUCAUCAUCCUCCCACUGGAAUGAGUUUCCCAAUAUUUCAUGAAGCUGUGUGUUUUCAGAAUGUAAUGUAGUGUUAACAAUGAGUGGUAUUUCAAUCAAAACACAGGAAUGUACAUUCAUUUGUGUAUUUUUCUCACUUUUGAAAUUAUUUUUUUUGCAUGAUGCCGUUGAAACAAUGAUUUAUUGUUUUUGUCAUGUACACAUGCAGCUGUGCAGGGUUAGAAAACUAUGUAAAAUCUUCUCGCUGGUUUCUCAGUCAUUAUUUAUAUCUCCAGGAUCAUCACAGAAUGUGCCUUGCAGACACAAGUGUUGCACCUGGAGUUGCCCUUUUUGUACACUGUAAGUUUGCCACAGACUGCUGUGAUGACCAUACAAACUUCUGUUAAUUAUUUAAAAAAUGAAUUCAUGGUAUCAAAAUGUCAACAAAGCCCAUUGUUUUGAAAUCUUUGUAAAAGUUUUUAAUCAGGAAUUCAAUGUAAUGUUAAGCAAACUGAACGCAGUUAUUUUUUUUUGUUUGGCUCUAAGCCAAGUCCAUGUUUAGGAAUGAACCUAAUUGUGUUCCAUAUGAUGUCAUGUUUAAUGUGAAACACUGAGAGAGAGAUUUAAUUUGUUUGAAAACUCAUGCUGGGGCUCCUGAUCGUGGGGUUAUGUUUUCCUAAUUCAUGCUAUAGGAUUUUACGGUCUAGAACUGAGUAUUAGGUUACAUUUAAUACUGGAUUUGUGUCUUUGGCAGGUUAAGACUGUGAAAUUGUGUGUAAUCAUGAGAAAUAUUUAUUCAAUUGUUUCUUGUGCAACAUUUGUCUCAAUUUUGAUUUGUAAAAUGAAAGAUGCUACUAAGUGUCAAUGGACAUCUUUUUAAUAGAAUUUUUAGAAUGUAAUAUAAUUUUUUAAUAAGAAAGGUAUAUUUUAUAGUAAUCAAUUGCUUCUGUGUUAGUGGUUUAUAGAUUAGGGGACAAUCUUGACAUUGUAGAACUCGAGGCAAUUUAUUUCUGUUUUGUUUUGUUUGCGCUUUCCGAGUGUUUGUGUGUGUGCGUGCUGUGGACAUGUGACAAUCUUGAGUUAGGUCUUUUAUUAAAAUUAUGCAUAGAUUAAACAGAACCCUUUUCUGUGA
This is a messenger RNA of Salvelinus fontinalis (brook trout), 5518 nucleotides long. RefSeq names its product zinc finger and BTB domain-containing protein 18.2-like. The record is from RefSeq and is a predicted model, not a curated record. Gene Ontology annotation, molecular function: RNA polymerase II cis-regulatory region sequence-specific DNA binding; DNA-binding transcription factor activity, RNA polymerase II-specific; protein binding. NCBI's taxonomy places the organism in Eukaryota, Metazoa, Chordata, Actinopteri, Salmoniformes, Salmonidae. Bases 157 to 1731 code for a protein of 524 amino acids. The transcript is spliced from 2 exons. Gene Ontology annotation, biological process: regulation of transcription by RNA polymerase II. Gene Ontology annotation, cellular component: nucleus.